This is a messenger RNA of Dacryopinax primogenitus, 6320 nucleotides long. RefSeq names its product ATP-dependent DNA ligase. Bases 1 to 3021 code for a protein of 1006 amino acids. Gene Ontology annotation, molecular function: DNA ligase (ATP) activity; DNA binding; ATP binding. NCBI's taxonomy places the organism in Eukaryota, Fungi, Basidiomycota, Dacrymycetes, Dacrymycetales, Dacrymycetaceae. The transcript is spliced from 25 exons. Gene Ontology annotation, cellular component: DNA ligase IV complex. Gene Ontology annotation, biological process: DNA biosynthetic process; double-strand break repair via nonhomologous end joining; DNA recombination. The record is from RefSeq and is a predicted model, not a curated record.
AUGUCCGUACCACCAUCUCCACCAGCCUCUCCCAAGGCUUCUGCAUACCCUGAGAACCAUCAACCACUCCAGUUUGAGCGACCGCCCCAUGUCUUCAAUCGCGGAACAUCGCCGCCAUUCACACUUCUCACGGCAUUGUUCAAGGACUUAGGAAAGGCGAAACCUCCAAAGCGUCGAGAUGCCCUGUCGAAAUGGUUUCAUAAAUGGCGCACAGAUGUGGGGAACGAUUUGUACCCAGCAAUGAGGCUUCUAGUUCCGCAGUGUGAUAAGGAUCGUGCAGUGUAUGGAUUGAAAGAGCAGGCUAUGGCUAAGAUAUAUAUCACGGUUCUCGAACUGGAUCCUAAGUCCAACACGGCGACAAGGCUAAGGAAUUGGAAGAAACCGAACUUCACUGAAUCGGGAACUGGUGACUUUCCAAGCGUGCUCUACGACUGCAUCAAGUCACGAGUAACCGCGGAAACGACUUUGACCAUUGACGAAGUGAACAGCCUUCUAGAUGAUCUCUCGGCUAGCACGAAGGUUCAAGCACAGGCUGCCGUAAUGAGCCGAAUUGCUGAGAGAUGCAGUGCGGAGGACCAGAUUUGGAUUGCGAGGAUUAUCUUGAAAGAUCUCAAAAUCGCAACCAAGGAGAAUACUGUCUUCUCAGUCUUCCAUCCUUCUGCUUUUGAGAUUUACAACUCCACCUCGGACCUGAAGCAGGUCUGCUGGAAGUUGUAUGAUCUGCAUUGUACUGCGAACAAUGAGGAUACAGAGAUCCAGCUCUUCCAUCCAUUUCAGCCCAUGCUUUGCAAGCGACCGAGGAGAGAGCUGCAGGAUGUUGUGAAACUGAUGGGUCGAAAGGAGUUCAUCAUCGAGGAGAAGCUAGACGGAGAGCGUAUUCAGCUCCACAAAAGAGGCAAGGAGUACUAUUUUUGCUCUCGGAAAGGGAAAGACUAUACGUACUUGUAUGGCCAACAUGUCGGGACAGGCUCCUUGACGCCGUUCAUUGAUCACGCUUUCGAUGAUCGAGUUAAGAACGUCAUCCUCGACGGAGAAAUGCUGGUUUGGGAUCCAGUUACAGAGCAUUACCUCCCUUUCGGCUGGCUCAAACCUGCUGCCCUAAACAAAUCAGAUGACCCUACGAAGAUGCACCCAUGUUUCAAAGUGUUCGAUAUCCUCAUGUUAAAUGACCAGCGUAUCUAUCGAUGGCCACUGCAUAAGCGAAAGGACGCACUACGGAAGGUAUUCCAGCCUGUACCAAACGUGCUGGAAUACGCCUAUGAAACGAGAGGCCGCACUGCCAAAGACGUGAAAACCGAGCUUGAAAGAGUCAUGGAUGACAGGGGCGAGGGUCUUGUGGUGAAAAACCCGGACAAACCCUACGUAUUGGCAGGUAGAGAAGAUGCAUGGUUGAAGGUAAAACCUGAAUAUGUGGACGAAAUGUCUGAAACAGUCGACGUUCUUGUUGUUGGUGCGGAUUAUGGCACUGGAAAAAGAGGCGGUGGCGUAUCCACACUUAUCUGUGCAGUACGAGAUGAUACCAUGUCAGGGAACGAUCCACAGCAAGUGAUUUUCUCUGUAAAUGAGCAUGCCGAUGACCGCGCCCGCAGCUUUCUGAGUUUUGUUCGAAUUGGAUCAGGUCUGAGCAUGUCCGACUUCGAAGAAAUCCGACAGAAGAAUUGGCGCGAGUAUACACCAGGUGAAGAGCUAGACUUCGUGAAGCUUGCAGACCGAGGAACAGAAGAUAAACCCGAUGUGUAUAUUCGGCCCGAGGAUUCAUUUGUCAUCACGGUUAAGGCUGCCGAGAUUGUAACUUCGGAAAAAUAUGCCAUGGACUGGACCAUGAGGUUUCCACGGUGUCGAGCUAUUCGGAGAGACGCUACUUGGGAAGACGUCAUGACUGUAAAGGAGAUCCAUGAUAUGAGAACAGGUGGAAGAAAGCGUGAAGCGUCAUCGGAUCCGUCACGCAACAAACGCCGCAAGGUCAACCAGCAGUUGGUUUUGCCCGCCUCGUCCAUGGGCACCAACGUGAAGAACAUUCAAGUCAAGAAUGACCUCUUCGAUGGUCUGCGAUUCGUUAUAUUAGAGGGAAUGGAAAACCAUGAUAAAAGUAUGCUGGAGAAGCUUGUGCACGAGGGAGGUGGCAAGUUCCAGCAGCUCCUUAAGGGCGAUGAUCUCAUCGUUAUUUCGAGUCGGCUCGGAUUCCCGAAGGCGAAUGCAGCCGUUAAGAAAGGGUUUGACAUCUUGACACCAAGAUAUAUCGUCGACUGCGUCGAUCAGGAAGAGGUCCUACCGAGGCAGAAUUAUCUUACAGCGGAGCAGUCGGAGACGGAGGCAGACCACGACGAGCGGGCGACCGACGAAAUGGAGAUCAAGAAGGAUGAAGACGAAGAUCAUAAGCGUCUGUCCGAGGUUCAGGAACACCCGGAAGAUGCUGGGUCAGACACAGAAAUUUCAGAUUAUCAGGAGCCGGAGGAUCACGACAUUGACGAGCCGACGGACGAUGAGGAUUACUCGGCCCGACCCCCUCUGGAUGAAGCAGUCGUGGGUGGUGUGAGUAAAGUGCAGAUUAGCGCUCCCCAGCCUUCGCAAGAAGUCAACCCACGGCUUGUGAAGGACGAGCACAUCAUCGAAGAUGCCACGGGAACCAAAGCACAGACAUCUCAGGAAGCGAUGGACGAGGACGAACCAGCUGAGGACGAUACGGAGAAGAUCUUCAGUCAUUUGGUCUUCUAUCUCGACUCGCCUGCAAACGCUCAGAACAACGCACUGACUUCUCCUGAGACGGUGAAGAGCAGCAUUGUGGCAAAAUUUGAUUCUUUGCGGCCUCUCAUCUUAGAGUAUGGGGGGAAAAUCACGGAUGACAUCCAUGACACGAGAAUCACGCACAUUAUCGUCGACAAACGUGACAAGACGAGAAUAUCAGAGCUCCGAAGCAUCACUCAGACUGGAAACAAGUAUCGUCAACAAGUCACAGCCGACUUUGUGACCGACAGCAUAGAUGACGGCGCACUGGUUUCAGAAUCUGUUUAUCGUCCAUGACACCCUUCAACCACUGUAUUACUGUAAAGGUUCUAAUACUACAUGUGCUCCGCAUUGUGUGAUGAUAUCAUCAUGCUUAUAAAACUUUUGGAUAGUCUAAUCAUCCUCCCAAGAAUCACGGACAUGUUCGAGGGACGGUGCAGGGACAGAUGGAGUGGAAACAUGGGAGGACGACGCUGCCGGUGUGCUACUGCGGUUAGAAACAGCUGGUCGCAACGAUGGGGUACCCCACGCCGACACAGGCGUAGUAGCUACAGGUGGCGGAGCAGCAACGACAGCUGCUGCUGACGUCGGCUUCGGGCUGGACACGCCCCAGCCUCUAACGGCAGGUGAAGCAGCAGGCCUGAGCCUGUUCAAACUGACAAGGCCAGCACCUGCUGGUCUCACAGGUGGUGCUGGCGGCGUAGCGACCUCGGAAAUCAUAGGCGUAGGGAUUCGUGAAUCGACCCUCCGUACAAGUUGAGCGCUCCUAUUCGGGCCAGAGUCGACAUAGUCCACAUCGAGCCUGUAGAUAUUCGCCAUCUCGUGCAUGAACCUUUGCCGCGCGGAGACCAUCGGCGGCAGGAGCUGGGUCUUCUUUGGUCCCUGGAUAAACUCGUUCAGGUUUCGCUCGGCCAUGCUUGCCCACUCGCGAUUUUCCCGGAAAAAAGUGACGAGGCGUUCAGGCCAGUCCGUUGCUGCUAACUUGGACUUUGUGCCUUCAGAUAUCCCAAGUGCUUCAGCAAGGCGUGCAUUGCGCUUGGCGACAGCGCACUCCUGGCCGCACUUGAGUUGUGUGCUGGCGCGUGAGGUGGGGGAGCCAGUACAAGCGCCACACAGGGCUUGCUGUUUUAGUCUUCCACAUGCGCAGAUGAGGGUGAUCUGCGCCGGGCAGGGUUCGGUCUCCGGACACGCCGAGGGCGCAUGACAUUGGACCGGACAAGGAUGCUUACACAAUUUGCGGGGCUUGCCGCACACCUGCGAACAAGGCUCGCACUCUCCCGAAUGACAGAGUUUUUCACAGCUGUGGAAGCCACAGUCCAGCAGUUUCCCGCAGACGGUGCCACAGCCGACAUUUUCCUGCGAACAGCGGACGUUCGGCACGAGCGUCUUCCCGCAGGCGCAGCGUUUGGUGGUGAGGAAGGGACAGGGCGGGCAUUCGCCUUCUUCGUGGCAUGUAUGCUGGGUUUUCGGGUGGCCGCAGGGCGGUGCUGCGCGGGAGCAGGGGAAAGGGCAGUCGAUGACCGUGCCACAUGGGAUGGGGGGCAUGAGUACCGUCCGCCCACAAUGGCAUACAAGCUCUUCGAAGGAGCUCUGCAAGCAUGAAGGGCAGGCACCACGAUGAUCAGGGAGGGUACAAUUGUGUUUCCUGCAGGUGAGCAGUUUGCCGCAGAUGAUAUCGCAGUCGUGCCACCCUUCGCGGUCGUCUUCCGGUCUGCCGAGUAAGGCUUGCUCGAGAGCCUUGCGCUUCCCCUUGGAGACUUUACCUUGCCACGCCAGGGGACAGCAGAGACGGGAGCAUAUAUGCCGUCCGCAGUGGCGAAGUGCGCGACACGGGCGGUCGCAAAGAAUUUCGGUGUUGGCGUUGGUGCUGCUAGUGGCUUGGGAACAGGGGACGACGCGGACGGUCUCCCCGCAGCGGCAGGAGAGAGAGAGGGGAACGACGCAAGGCGGGCAAGGGCCAAGGUGGCACGGCUGUGGGCAGAGAUGGUCACAUCCUUGUAGCAGCUUGGAGCAUACCUUGCCACACGUUGGGAUCGGGUCGGUGCAUUUCUCGCGCUUGCCGUUGGGAAGGUCGGCGAGGGGCGUCUGCGUGCAUGGACAGGUGGUGAUGAGUUCCAGAUCCGUAGGGCAGGGCAGGGGAACGGCGGGCGGAGGAUGACAGUGUUCUUGGCAAGUGUGGAUACCGCACUUGAACGGCCUUCCACAGGGAUGGGAACACUCAUACCUCCCCUCCCACAUGCCUUUCUCCAGAUCGACACAUGCCAGCGCCUCUCCCUCUCCGCAAGCAACCUCCUUCGUCUCCUUUCCGCAGUAACAGCGGACUGUUUCUCUCACCCCGCACGGCGCACAAUCACCGGGAUGACACUCGCUCUCACACGUAUGCUUGCCACAGUUUAAUGGCCUGCCACACGUUUGCGCGCAUGUCAUCUCCGGAGGAUGAGCACCAGUGAGGUGGGAACACCUCCAUGCCAGUAGCUUUUUCCCGCAAUAACACGGUCGUUGGACGGUGACCACGCAGGGCGGGCAAGGGCCGGGAUGGCACAGGAGCGGGCAAGGAUGCUCGCAUUUCUCCCGCUUGCGAGAGCAGGACUCGCCACAGCUGUGCGGGGUAGACAUCCUUCCAGCGCCUGGGCCGGCCAGGCGCCCGCAGAAGCAGCGGUACUCGCGUGGCACUUCCGUACGCCGGGUCUGACACCCGGGGCAACGCCAUUCUCCUUGCCUCUCUUCUCCUCUCGCUAACCACGCCUCUCGGGUCUCCUUGACGCUCUUGCCGGCCCAUUCGCGGAUGCAGCGCAGGUGGAAGGGCGUCCAGCAGUUGGAAGGAAUUCCGGGUGAAGGUGUACAGCUCCAGAUCGGUUGUGCAGGGUGCAGGGCGGAAAAGCAGAUUGGGCAGUCAGCGUAUGGUGGAUGGGUGAUGGAGUGGGUUAGGCGAGUGGUGAGGUCAGCAUUUGCGGGAGGGGCGUGGUAUGCGUGUGAGCGGCUGCCUCCGGAAGGUGCAGGCGCAGGCGCAGAUACAGGGUCGGACGGCGUAGUCAACGCUGCACCAAACCUCUUGCGUCUGUCAUUCUUCGGUGCCGGUACAGAGCUGGAAGAUGCGUGUACGGUAUCGUCCACAUCUCCAGUAUUAGAAGACGCACUUGGGCCAGUACUUGCGUCCCUCUUCUUCUCGCUCUCCGGUUGUUCAGGCCCGUGUUUCUUCGGUCUUCUCCUUCUCCGCUUGUGACCUUCUUCUUGCCCUUCUGGUGCAGGUCCGUCAGAGAUCUGCAAACCCGCAACGGCAGUAUGCAGCUCUCCCGCUUGAGAAGCGGACGCAGGAACGGAUCCAUCCGCUCGACCGCGCCCUCUCUGUCUCUGUGCUCUGGGGGGGCCAUCAGGCUGAGAUAGAGGCUGCGACAGCUCUACGCCCUCAGGCGGAGCAUGUCCUUGGUUGGUGUUCUGAUUUGGGCCAGGAUGAUUAGCCCUAUUAUGCGGCCGUGGACGGUGUCGCCGUCUGGCUGGCUGAGGCUGGUCGCCGGGACCUGUUGGGGGCGCUGGAGGAGGAUCCAUGCCGCUCAGGCUGGAUAUGAAGUUGGCUUGGUAAGUUGCGCUCAGUGAUA